Messenger RNA from Uloborus diversus, 5228 nucleotides. Its product is annotated as serine/threonine-protein kinase 10-like. The record is from RefSeq and is a predicted model, not a curated record. Gene Ontology annotation, molecular function: ATP binding; protein serine/threonine kinase activity; nucleic acid binding. The transcript is spliced from 24 exons. Lineage: Eukaryota; Metazoa; Arthropoda; Arachnida; Araneae; Uloboridae. Bases 281 to 4918 code for a protein of 1545 amino acids. Gene Ontology annotation, biological process: protein phosphorylation.
AAAAUUUCCUAAUCAGAUAUCUGAAUGGGCCGGAUGUAUACGAAUGACGAAGAUGUCAAGUUAUUUCAUGUACUCGGCUUUCAAGUGUCAUAUAAUGACGAUUGUCAUCAAACGCUGAGUAACGGUUUAAUUUCAAAGUCAAUUUUUUGUUUACUGUCCAAACUGCGAUAAACGCUUAUAUUUGCUUUGUUUCGAAAAUUCUAUGCUUACCAAAAUGUAUUCAUAUUAUGGAUGAUCGUCAAUAAUUAUAUUUUUUGUUACAUUAUAAUCAUAUGUAAUAAUGUCGUUCUUUAAUAAUUUCAAGAAAAUUUUUAAUCUUGGAAAUGUAACUGGGUCCGAAAAUAAGCGUAAAAAGUUAUGCAAUAACAUUCGAUUCAACGAAAAUCCAGAAGAUUUCUGGGACAUUGUUGGUGAAUUAGGCGAUGGUGCUUUUGGUAAAGUUUAUAAGGCUUCCAAUAAAGUAGGUGCCUUCAGUGAACUUGCAGCAGCAAAAAUCUGUGAGUUAAAAGGAGAAGAUGACCUUGAUGAUUUUACUGUUGAAAUCGAUAUUUUAACUGACUGCAGGCAUCCUAAUAUUGUUGGACUUUUAGAAGCAUUUUUCUUUGACAGCAAGCUGUGGAUGCUUAUUGAGUUUUGCGAAGGAGGUGCUCUUGAUAGUAUCAUGAUGGAUUUGGAAAAGCCCCUCACUGAACCCCAGAUAAGAUAUGUGUGCCGUGAAAUGUUAAUAGGACUUCAGUUUUUGCAUUCUAUGAAAGUAAUUCAUCGUGAUUUGAAAGCAGGAAAUGUUCUAUUGACGUUGGAUGCAGGGGUUAAAUUGGCUGAUUUUGGAGUGUCUGCAAAGAACAAAGAUACAUUACAAAAGAGAGAUUCAUUUAUUGGGACUCCUUAUUGGAUGGCUCCGGAAGUUGUGAUCUGUGAAACAUUUCGAGACAACUUGUAUGAUUACAAGGCUGACAUUUGGAGUUUAGGAAUAACUCUGAUUGAAUUCGCUCAAAUGGAACCCCCUAAUCAUGAGCUAAGCCCAAUGCGUGUACUUUUGAAAGUGCAGAAGUCGGACCCACCCAAGUUAGACCAACCUUCUAAAUGGUCAUCAGAUUUUAGUCAGUUUCUGUCAAAAUGUCUUGUGAAAGAUCCUGAACUUCGCCCUAGCUCAUCUGAGCUUUUAAAACACCCAUUCGUUGAGCAUGCUACUGAUAAGAAGCCUUUGUUGGAACUGAUCGUUGAAUAUAAAGCUGAAGUAUUUGAGGAAGUCACUGAAGAAGCUGAUGAUGAAUCGAAAAAUAUACUGUUGGAAGUUAAGGCUUGGUUUGAUACACAUUAUUUCAAUGCUGCACCAGGCUACAAAUUGCUUUCUCAUCCACCUUAUUCUCCAGAUCUGGCUUCCAGCAAAUUUUUCCUGUUUGAUGGCCUCAAAAGAACGCUCGCUGGGAAGGAAUUUAGCAUUGAUGAAGAGGAAUCAUCUAUAUCAACAACAUGCAGAAACUCUCAAUUAAGCAUGGAUAGUGAAAUCCUAGAUAAUGUGUCAAAUUAUAGUGAACCUAUUGAUGAAAAUGUGACAUUAUCUAAAAGUUGCCCAACAGAAGAAACAAUUGAAAAGCUAUAUCAAGUUUCUAAAGGAUCUACAAACAGUGAUGAAUGUGGCCCAAAAGAAGUUUCUGAAGACAGCACUGUUUCUGAUGACUCUGUGCUUAGUAGUGAAAUUGAAUUUCAUUCAGAGAGUAAUACAGAAUCAGUUUUAAGUUCCUUGAACGCAGAUGUUACAUCCGAAGCUGCAUAUGAAAAAGAAAGGAAUAGGUCCGAUUCAAUUGCAGACUCAAAAUCUAAUUCAGAAAGUCAUCAAAAUGAUUCUGGAAUUGUUCAGGGUAGUGAUGUUAAUGAAUCAGUACCUUCUCUUCAGUCAAAACAAACAUUGGACAAUGCCACUUUGCAAAUUAUUGUGGAGAUCAAUCCAGAAAUACAUUCAGAUGAACCUUCAUCUUGUGAUAAAACAGAGUUAAAUUUUGACCUUGAUGAUAGUUCAAAAAGUGAAAAUGAACUAUGUUCAACCAUUGACAAAUAUGAAGAGGAAAACAUAGUUAGUUCUGAAAACAACACUUUAGAAUCUGAAGAGCAAGUAGAUGACAAUCAUUUAACGGUGAGACAAUGUGUUAUGGAUGUGAAUAAUGCUGAAACUGCUGUAAUGGAAAAUCAAGAUAUGAAAAAUCAACAAAUGGAUAAUCCAUUGCAUUUAAAUGAAAAUACUGCAGUUGAAUGUGCUGAUACAACUAACUUAGAGCCUUUACAAGAAAUAACAUCUGAACACAAACCAAAUUAUCAUGAAAGUGUACAUGAAAUUGAAAUGGAUUUACCUAGUGCUUUAUUUGAAACUGCCAUGUUGGACUCAAACGAUGCAGAUGAUAAAAAAGAAAAGAUUGAAUGCUGUGAUGCUCUGGAUAAUGCCUGCAGCUUAAAAAUAGACUGUUUCAAUGUUUGUCAGCAUGAUGAACAAGCUUUUUUAGGAUCAGAAUCUUCUGAACUUGCUUUUGCUAAAAUUCCUGAAAAAACAGUUGAAUUAUCAACCUAUUCCUUUUCUCCAUUAAAUUUAGAAGUUGCUGAAGAAAGUUUAAUUUUUGAAAGUAAAAUUGUUCCUGAAGUUGUUGAAAAUAGUUCUACUGCUAACACUGAUACAAUAAAAGACUCACCUUCAGUUUCUAAUGAAGUUGAAAACCUUAAAAACACUACUUUUUCUUCCACAGAAUUUUCACUUGAUUCUGAAAUUGAAGAGCAUAAAAACUCUAAUUUUUCAUGUUCAGAAGUUUCUCAUGAAUCUGUUGAAUCCGAAUUAGCUUGUGAGGAAUACCAUAAUUCAGACUCAAGGGUCAAGAGUUCUUCGUCAUCAGUACUUAUACCAUUAUCUCCAGAACCAAGGCAUUUACAAAGUUCUGAGAAUAUUUAUUUCCAAAAAGAAUCUUCUGAAGACUUAGGCAUAACACAUUCAAGCAAUGUUAACAUUCUGACACAAAACAUUGCUACUGUGCAAGAUUGUCCAAAUUUAUCCGAAAUUAAAAGCAAUAACAAUGAUCUUAGUGUAAUAAAAGCAAAUGCAGAUCUCGUUGAAGCCAAUUCUUUGGCAAUGAAGAGCAUUCCCAUUGAGAAUGAAGAGUCUUCUUCAGUCUUAGAUGAUAACAAUCAUUCUGUUGCAGCAACUGAAUCCCCAUGCAUUGAAAAACCUAAUUUAUUUAAUUUAAAGCAGACUGAUAUUUUAAAAAAAGAGUGUCUUAAUAAAGGAAUGGAAAGUUUGGAAUCUUCAGAAAAAGAAUGUAGAGACACUGCUGAAAAGAAUGAAAAUAGAAGUGCUUCUGAUGUUAGUAAAAAAGUGUCCUCUAAUGUUUUAGGAAAAUAUGAGGAAGAUACGCAAAAUAAAGAUAUUAAUUCAUGUAAUAAAGAUCAGUAUAGUGUUAAUAAAAUGGACUGUUCUGUUCUUAUCAACCAAGACAAUUGCACUGUUUCAGAAAAAGAACUUUCUCAAGUGAUUCUAAGAAAAACGGAGAAACCUAUUGGCUCGUCAUUCAAAAAAGGAAUAACUACAGCAAAUGCAUCAAAUAGAAUUAAACAAAAAACUCUCAAGAAAACUCGAAAAUUUAUGAUUGAUGGUGUCAUUGUAACAACAACAACUAGUAAAGUUAUAUAUGGUGAUGAAGAUAGGCCUUUUAAAGAUGAUAAUGUGUUAAGAAAAAUGGAACUUAGAGAACUGAAAAUGCUACAAAAAUUGGAAACAAAGCAGUUUCAAGAUUUAAGUGCUAAAGCUCAAGCUGCUCGUGAACAAGCAGAGAAACGAUAUGAUCAAGAAAUGUCUGCUCUGAUGAGAAGUUAUGAUGCAGACAUAGAAGUUUUAUCUAGGCAACAAAAGCAACAACUGGAAAGAGCUGAGCAACAACAAGAUUUGGAUUUAAAAUUUGCAUCUAAAAAAGUCAGAGCUGAGCAGGAUAGAGAAUUAAGAGCGUUCAGAGAAAGUUUGAAGCAUGAAUUGAAGCUGCUAAAGCAUGAAAUUGAUUUAUUGCCCAAAGAUAAAAGAAAAGACACUUUCAAAGAAAGAAAAGAGCAACUUGAUGUUGAGCAUUCUGAAAAAGAGAUUGCCUUUCUGAAAAAACUUAAUGAAAAUCAUGAACUUUCCAUGAAAAGACUUAGUGACAGUUACAGUGCUAAGAUUUGUCUCUUAGAACGUCAGUUUUUGCAGCAAAAACAACAACUUCUUAGAGCAAGAGAAGCUGCUGUUUGGGAACUGGAAGAACGACAUUUACAAGAGAAGCAUCAGUUGUCAAAGCGCCAGCUGAAAGAUAUUUUUUUUCUUCAGCGUCAUCAAAUGCUUGUCCGCCAUGAAAAGGAGCUUGAACAAGUUAAACGAAUGAAUGCUUGUAAAGAAGAAGAAUUGCUUAAACUCCAAACAAUUGAAAGAAGACAACUACCAAAAAGAAUUCGAGCUGAAAUGAAAACUAGAGAUUUAAUGUUUAGGAAAAGCUUACGUAUAACUCAUGUUCCUGAAUCAUCUGAAGAAGAAAGGGAAAAAAUUAGAAAGUUUCAAGAAGGAGAGAAAAAGAGAUAUAAAGCUGAGCAAAUGCGUCAUGAUCUGAAACAGAAAAAACAGCUGGAAGAAGUACGGGUGGCUGCAGAAACAACAAUAAAAGAGUUAGAGCAGUUACAGAAUGAAAAAAGAAAGAUGUUAAUGGAGCACGAAACAGCUAAAUUAAAACAGCUGGAAGAACAACAUUCAACGGAACUGCUGGAGUGGAAAACAAGUUUAAAACCUCGGAAACAGAGUUUAGAAGAAGAAUUUUCCUCUGAGCGAGAAGAGCAAGAGACUAUUCUUCAACAUAAACUAACUGAAGAGCAUUGCUUAUCUGCAGCUCGCAAAAUUGACAGUAGUCAUAGACAAAAUUAACAGCAUCCCUAACUGAGUCAGUAUUAAAUGUUUCAAAAUAUGUCUCUCAAUUGGCCACUGAGUGCCUUUCUGCUGUGCCAAUUACUUCAGCAAUGCAUUGAAAACAGUUACAUUUUAGAAGACUUUUAACCAUAAACGAAAGUAUUUUAAUACAAACUUUAUAUUUGAAUUGAAAUGUCAGUGGCCAAGACAUCUGUGAUAUUAUUGUUACAGUUUUAAUGUAACUUCUUUAGAUGGUCAUGGUUUUUUUUUUUUUUUUUUUGCUAAAUCUUUGAUAUUAAUGUUCAUAGUGGCUUAAAAUAGCAUUCAA